AUUCUUUAAAAACGAAGUUUCCGACUUACUCGAGAUGGCUUGCUUCGAUAGUCAAAAAAGGAGCUCGGAAGAGGACAGUUACGAGGGACCUGUUGGCGGCAGGCUGUCCGGGUGUGCCUUGGCGAUGCAGGAAAAGGAACGAGACUCCGUACACAGCCCGUCGGAGAGCCCUGGCACCUUAAUGAACAGCGGCACCAGUCUCCAGUCGGCCGCCCUUUUGCAAGGCUAUGAUGUGGAGUUUGACCCACCGCUGGAGAGUAAAUACGAGUGUCCCAUCUGCCUCAUGGCUCUCAGGAACGCCAUUCAGACACCCUGUGGCCACCGUUUCUGCAAGAGCUGCAUUGAGAAGUCCAUUCGGGAUACAGGACAGAAGUGCCCGGUGGACAAUGAGAUGCUGUUAGAAGACCAGCUCUUCCCUGAUAACUUUGCCAAAAGGGAGAUUCUUUCCCUCACUGUCCGUUGUCCAAACGCUGGAUGUUCUGACAAAAUGGAGCUCCGACGUUUAGAGAAUCAUUUGGCACAGUGUCCAUUUGCGACCGUACCCUGCCCACAGUGCCAACAGUCUGUGAAAAAAACUUGCUUAGAAGAACACAAAACCAUCGAGUGCCGAAGGAGACCCAUGAGCUGUCCAGACUGUGUUGCAAGCUUCGUAUACGAGGAGAAAGAGCUUCACGAGCAGCAGUGUCCCUUUGCUAACGUUAAGUGCCAGUACUGUGAGCUGGAUCUCAUUCGAGACCAGUUGGACUCUCAUUGUGAUACAGAUUGCCCUAAAGCCCCGAUUGCCUGCACCUUUAGCCCCUUUGGAUGUGAGGAAAGGAUGCAGCGCCACAACCUGGCUCAGCACAUGCAAGAUUUCACCCAGAGGCACAUGCGCUACAUGGCGGAGUUCUUGCGCAGCCAUAGCCUCAACGGCACGGCGCCAAAAUCACUUUGGAGUCACGGAUCUCCGGUUUCUUGUGGGGAUCGAGGGGCCGCCGCGGUGUCCCCAUCGUCCUGUCGAGGAGCUGCGAGCUGCAGCAGCAGUGCACCAUGUCAGCAUAGCGAAGAGAUGCUGAGGAUCCGGGAAAUGGACGGACGUUUAGUGAAACAGGAUCACCAGCUCCGUGAGCUCAUCAUCUUGAAUGAUACUCGGGCGGGGCAGCUUGCAGAGCUCCAGCGAAAGGUGUCUACGCUGGAGGAGACCGUGAAGGAGCUGGGGGCCCAGCAAUGUAACGGCAUCUUCAUCUGGCGCCUCAGCGCCUUUUCCACCCACCUGCGCAACCAAGAAGCGGGCCUACCUGUGAUCGAGCACAGCCCGGGCUUCUACACGGGCCGGCCGGGCUACAAACUGUGCCUGCGCCUCCACAUACAAACCCCCAAUGCCCCGCGAUGUUCCAACUACAUCUCCCUCUUUGUCCACACCAUGCAAGGAGCCUUCGACGAACAACUCACCUGGCCCUUCCAGGGCACCAUCCGCCUCGCCAUCCUGGACCAGGGCCCCGACGCGCAGCACCACAUGGAGGUGAUGGAGUCCAAGCCGGACCUUCAAGCCUUCCAGAGGCCGACCAUUCCGCGCAACCCCAAAGGGUUCGGCUACGUGACUUUCUUGCACCUGCAGCAGCUGAAUCAGCGAGCCUUCAUCAAGGACGACACCCUUCUCAUCCGCUGCGAGGUCACCACACGUUUUGACACGUACCACCGCGAGGGACUUCAGGUGCAGCCCAGAGGACCUGAAGGGACCUGAAGCAUCCCGGGAAUAAACGUGAAUGUCAGUCAUGCCAUUGGAAAAGGUAUUCAAAGAGAAAACAAGACAUUUAAGAAUUUAAAGCAGUGGUUCUCAAACUUUUUUCACCAAGUACCACUUCAAAACAAUCCAUUUACCACCAUACUGACCAACAGUAAAACACAGUAGUAGGGCUGCAACAACUAAUCGAUUAAAUCGAUUAAAAUCAAUUAUAAAUAUAGUUGGCGAUUAAUUUAGUCAUCGAUUCGUUGGAUCUAUGCUAUGCGCAUGUGCAGAGGCUACUUUAUUUUUUAUAAACCUUUAUUUAUAAACUGCAACAUUUACAAACAGCUGAGAAACAAUAAUCAAAAUAAGUAUGGUGCCAGUAUGCUGUUUUUUUCCAAUAAAAUACUGGAAAGGAUAGAAAUGUAGUUUGUCUCUUUUAUCAGAUUAUUAAUCGAUUAAUCGAAGUAAUAAUCGACAGAUUAAUCGAUUAUCAAAUUAGUUGUUAGUUGCAGCCCUACACAGUAGCACAAUAGGCGUAAGUAUUCAAUAAAAACAAGGCAAACGUUUUAUUUAACAAGUAUAUUUAAUAUUUUGGACACUGCAAUAUUACACACAGUUUGAACGGUAACACUGUGUUUGAAUAUUUAAUUAAGUGCUUUGAUUUAGGCUCAAGCGCCCCCCGCAAACCCGAAGGGAAUAAGCGGUAGAAAAUGGAUGGAAGGAUGGAUGGAUUUUUUUUUUUUUUGGCAAACCACGACCACAGUUUGAGAAUCACUGAUAUGGAAGUUCAUUAGUGUCUUUAUUGCGAAAGCUUUUUUGGACACUGAGUUGUUCAUAUUACGCUGACAAAAAAAAAGUAAAAAUGCAGUUUGUCAAAAUACAGUGUUUUAAAAUUCAGUGUAUAAAAAUAAAAAAUCAGCGCAGAAGUAUUGGUUACUUCAAAAGUCCGGUAAUUCAGGACUGAAGAAAUAGAUCGAGCCAAUGAGGUGUCAAGUUUGAAGUCACGUGACGUCUUGAAGCAACAAAUAUUUCUGCGCUGAAUUCUUUUACACUGAAUUUUAAAACACUGUAUUUUAACACAUUUUACUAAAAAAAAUUAUUCAAUGAAAUAUUCAGCAUAAUUUGAUGUAAAAAAAUAAAAUAAAAAUAAAAUAAUCAGUGUGUCCAAGGAAGCUUUUGUAAUAAACACACAAAUUAACCUCCAUAAAUAAAGAAUCAUUAGUUUAAAUGCAAAAUGCAACGUCAUAUUUACCUUUUAUUGAAGACUGUUGUUGGCAAAGAUGGCGACGAGCGGAGAGGGAGGAAGAAGAACGCCACCUUUGUGCUUUUGCACGGAACAGUGUUUCUCACCUUCUUUGUUAAAGUGCUACCUCUCGCAA
This is a messenger RNA of Nerophis lumbriciformis (worm pipefish), 3087 nucleotides long. RefSeq names its product TNF receptor-associated factor 6 (gene traf6). Gene Ontology annotation, biological process: innate immune response; regulation of canonical NF-kappaB signal transduction; protein ubiquitination. Gene Ontology annotation, molecular function: ubiquitin protein ligase activity; zinc ion binding; tumor necrosis factor receptor binding. Gene Ontology annotation, cellular component: plasma membrane signaling receptor complex. NCBI's taxonomy places the organism in Eukaryota, Metazoa, Chordata, Actinopteri, Syngnathiformes, Syngnathidae. The record is from RefSeq and is a predicted model, not a curated record.